CAGUGUUACCAUCGCAAGACCGGCUCAGUCCGGGGCGGAACCGGAACUGGAUGUGUGUGACCCGACGGCGGUGCUCGACGGAAACGAUCUGCACAAUGUGCCACACUUUGGAAAUUGGCUGCUCUCCAGAUUGCGAAAAACCAGUGAAAGCAUUCUUCACUCGAGUAGAGCCAGCAACAUGAAUCAGCUGGAAAACAGUGAACUGCAAGCCAUUCUGUCGCAAACGGUCGAUGCCGAAGUGUGUCUUCUAAGUGAAAGCCCUUUCCGAAUACUGCGGGCGGCCGAACAAGGAAAUCUCGACGAGUUCAUACGACUGUACGAAGGCGACAACAGUCGACUGGGGGUGAAAGACAGCAAGGGACGUACCGCAGGUCAUCAGGCCGCCGCCCGAAAUCGAGUCAACAUACUUUCCUUCGUUCACGAGCAGGGUGGCAAUCUCAACGCCCAGGAUUUGUUCGGCAACACUCCGCUUCACGUGGUUGAAAACGAUUCGCUCGAUGCUCUGGAGUUCCUGUUGAACGUACCUGUCGAGACGAACUUACUAAACGAGAAAAAGCUGGCCCCAAUCCAUCUGGCCACCGAGCUCAACAAGGUCAAGGGGUUGCAGGUGAUGGGCAAAUACAGAAGCGUUAUCGACAUACAACAGGGAGGCGAACACGGCCGCACGGCCCUUCAUCUGGCUGCGAUCUACGACAACGAAGAGUGUGCGCGAAUUUUGAUUUCUGAAUUCGGUGCCUGUCCACGAAGACCAUGCAACAACGGCUACUAUCCGAUACACGAGGCGGCAAAGAACGCCAGCUCCAAAACGAUGGAAGUGUUCCUGCAAUGGGGUGAAUCGAAGGGUUGCACCAGGGAAGAGAUGAUUUCGUUCUACGACUCCGAGGGCAAUGUGCCCCUUCACUCGGCCGUCCACGGUGGCGAUAUCAAGGCCGUCGAACUUUGCCUGAGAUCAGGGGCCAAGAUAUCAACGCAACAACAUGAUCUUUCAACACCCGUCCACCUGGCGGCGGCUCAGGGUGCUAUCGAAAUUGUCAAGUUGAUGUUCUUGAUGCAGCCGCAGGAAAAGCGCAUAAGUUUGAACUGUACAGAUAUACAGAAGAUGACUCCACUGCAUUGUGCCGCCAUGUUCGAUCAUCCGGAGAUCGUCGAAUAUCUCGUUCAGGAGGGUGCCGACUUGAACGCCUUAGACAAAGAAAAUCGAUCCCCGUUGUUGCUUUCGGCGUCCAGAGGAGGAUGGCGUACUGUGAUGAUUUUGAUACGAUUGGGAGCUAAUAUUUGCUUGAAAGAUGUCAAUUCUAGGAAUGUACUGCACCUGGUCAUCAUUAAUGGAGGCCGGCUGGAUGAAUUCGCCAAAGAAGUAUGUUGCACGCAAUCCGAAACGUAUCUGUUGUUGCUUUUGAACGAAAAAGAUGACACCGGAUGCUCUCCUCUACACUACGCCAGUCGUGAAGGUCACAUCCGGUCGCUCGAGAAUCUGAUACGGUUGGGUGCUUGCAUUAAUCUCAAGAACAAUAACAACGAAAGUCCGCUGCAUUUUGCGGCUCGAUUUGGACGUUUUAACACUGUCCGUCAGUUGUUGGAUUCCGAAAAAGGCACAUUUAUCAUCAACGAAAGUGACGGUGAAGGACUUACGCCUCUGCACAUCGCUUCCAAGGAGGGGCACACUAGAGUGGUUCAACUUUUGCUGAACCGAGGAGCUUUGCUGCACAGGGAUCACAACGGGCGGAAUCCUCUCCAUCUGGCAGCCAUGUCUGGCUACACACAAACUAUUGAGCUGCUCCAUUCGGUGCACUCGCAUCUGCUUGAUCAAGUGGAUAAGGAUGGGAAUACAGCACUGCACCUGGCGACGAUGGAAAAUAAACCGAAUGCAAUUGUUUUGCUGCUCACUUUGGGUUGUAAACUGUUGCACAACUAUAUGGACAUGAGUGCCAUCGACUAUGCCAUUUACUAUAAAUAUCCGGAGGCAGCUCUGGCUAUGGCCACCCAUGAAGAACGAACGGCCGAAGUGAUGGCUCUAAAGUCGGACAAACAUCCGUGUGUGACGCUCGCCCUGAUUGCUUCCAUGCCGAAGGUCUUUGAAGCCGUCCAGGAUAACUGUAUCACCAAGGCCAACUGUAAGAAAGACUCGAAGAGCUUCUACAUAAAAUACUCCUUCAGCUGCCUGCAAUGCCCUGCUCUAUACGCCCAGAUGGACGCAAAAACGGGUGACGCCGUUCAGAUCUCCAAACCAAUUCCCUUGCCUGCGUUGAAUAUCAAAUAUUCCUUCCACGCAUACCAGAAAUCCAAAGAAGAGGUCGAAAAAAUCCGGAUUACGCUCAACGAUCCCAACUGGCGUCCACAUCCUCUACACGUGGCUAAUGCUAUGGUUUCACAUGGACGAGUCGAGCUUUUGGCUCAUCCGCUCAGCCAAAAAUACUUACAGAUGAAGUGGAACUCGUACGGGAAGUAUUUCCAUCUAGCAAAUUUACUCUUCUAUAGCGUGUUCCUGUUUUUCGUCACACUUUUCACGUCCCAGCUCAUGCGUGACGGUAUCUCGCCGAGAACUUUCCACAACGAGCUUUUCAACGAAACUCAUCCAGACCAUGACCUUCCGUUGCCGGCGGCAUUGACAUCUCGCCCAUCGCUGGCCCUGAACUAUGGCCCCUCCAAACGGAACUGUUCGGCACCUUUCAUUCGGGAUCAGAUGGACAUCAACACAAUGACGCUGGUUUCGGGCACGGCCAUCAUCAUCUACAUUUUCGCCAAUGCACUGCGGGAAAUCUUGCAGGCCUAUCAGCAAAAGUGGCACUAUUUUAUCGAACCGAUCAAUCUCAUCUCGUGGAUUCUCUACAUGGCAUCCUUCAUCAUGGUUUGUCCGAUGUUCAACGAUGGUUGGCGCGAUAAUUUGAACUUUUCCGCAGCUUCCGUAGCGGUGUUUCUGUCGUGGUUCAAUUUGCUACUGUUCCUGCAACGGUUCGACCAGAUUGGCAUCUACGUGGUAAUGUUUUUGGAAAUCCUGCAGACGCUUAUCAAAGUGCUGACAGUGUUUUCCAUCCUGAUAAUUGCAUUUGGACUGGCAUUUUACAUCCUUCUAUCAAAGACAACCGUCCUCACGACCAACAUCAUGCCGUUUACAUCGAUCUCGAUGUCACUCGUUCGAACGUUUUCGAUGAUGCUCGGCGAAAUGGACAUCUUGGGCACGUUCAUGCAGCCCUACUAUGGCCGUCAGUUACCUUUCCCGCUACCGUCGUUCGGAAUUCUAUGUCUCUUCAUGAUUUUGAUGCCAAUUCUUCUGAUGAAUCUGCUGAUCGGUUUGGCCGUCGGAGACAUUGAAUCGGUACGCCGGAACGCUCAGCUCAAACGACUAGCCAUGCAGGUGGUCCUUCACACCGAACUGGAGCGCAAACUGCCCCAGGUGUGGCUCGAGAUGGUCGACAAAAUGGAACUUAUUGAAUACCCAAACGAAAAGAAGUGCAAGCUGGGAUUCCUGGAUUCCAUUCUGCGCAAAUGGUUCUGCAAUCCAUUCACUGACGAUUACAAAGCGGGAAUAGACUUUGUGCUGGACAGUAAUGAGGAUUACAUUGUCACGGAGCUGGAGAAACAGAAGCGCAAAUUGCGAGAAAUUAGCAGCUCUUUGGAUAAUCAACAUCAACUUUUGCGCCUCAUUGUACAGAAAAUGGAAAUCAAAACCGAAGCCGACGAUGUGGAUGAAGGGGUGGCCACGUGCGAAAUCAAAGGUAUUACUGGAGCCUGCCGUCCAACGACAGCAUCCCGAUGGUCAUCGCCGAGAAUACGCAAAAAGUUACGCGCCGCCAUGAGCUUCAACAAAUCUAUCGCUAAAUGAAUGCACGAGGUUGACUGAAUGUCUGCCUAUGGCAAUUAAAAACCACAUAAUACUGUGCUACGAAUUAAUGUUUCUGUGUAGCAUAAUGUUUCUUUUCAUGAAUGUUAUUUGUCUAUUAGCAUCAUACUCUUAUCAAAAGGUAGCAUUUAGGAUUAAAAAUCAAAGGUUUUGUCGAAAGACGGUGAAUGUGAUGUUUUCAUAAGUCCAAAUAAACUAUUUAUGUAUGUUUACUGAAGAGCUGUAUACUUGAAUCAAUUAUUUAUGUAUAUUUGUCACUGAAAUGUUUCUACAGUGGUUUUAAUAAAAUA
Molecule: messenger RNA, 4131 nt
Organism: Uranotaenia lowii
Lineage: Eukaryota; Metazoa; Arthropoda; Insecta; Diptera; Culicidae
Gene: TrpA1
Product: transient receptor potential cation channel subfamily A member 1
Biological process (GO): monoatomic ion transport; transmembrane transport
Cellular component (GO): membrane
Molecular function (GO): protein binding; monoatomic ion channel activity
Source: RefSeq, a predicted model, not a curated record